AAGAAAGACCAAGCAAAUAAAAACCAGCUGCAGGAGCAAAGUUGACCCUUCUGAAAUUGAAAGACCAUGUCCUUCUCCACCAGAAUUUUGACGAUGAAAUGCAAGCAGACGAUUGAAUCCAAGAGGAUGUACUUUUACCAGGCGCUUUUUGCCAGCAGCAGGUUUCCCGGGCUGCCCAGGCUGUGCAGCAGCCUGGCGGUGCGGAGCAGCCCGCAGGAAGAGGCGGCGAACAAAGGUGAGGGGAGCGGAGCGGAGCUGCUGGAGCCUCCCCGGCACCGCCUGGGCCGGGUGAAGAGCCUGCAUGAAAUGCCCGGACCAAGCACCCUCUACAACCUCUACGAGUUCUUCUGGAAGGACGGUUUCGGCCGCAUUCAUGAAAUCCAGCAAAAACACACUCAAGAAUAUGGAAAGAUCUUCAAGUCUCACUUUGGUCCCCAGUUUGUCGUAUCCAUUGCAGAUCGAGACAUGGUUGCUCAAGUCCUGCGAGCAGAAGGUAGAGCACCACAAAGAGCUAACAUGGAAUCCUGGCAGGAGUACAGGGAUUUACGAGGGAGAGCCACAGGGCUUAUUUCUGCGGAGGGGGAGCAAUGGUUAAAAAUGAGAAGUGUACUGAGGCAAAAAAUUCUGAAACCCGAAGAUGUGGCUUUUUACUCUGAAGGAGUCAAUGAAGUUAUCAAAGACUUAAUUAAAAGAAUCCACACCCUCAGAAGUCAAGAGGAGGAUGGGGAAACAAUAACCAAUGUUAACAAACUUUUCUUCAAGUAUGCGAUGGAAGGUGUGGCGACUAUUCUGUAUGAAUGCCGUCUGGGCUGCCUGGAAAACAACAUCCCACAGCAGACUGUUGAAUACAUUGAGGCUCUGGAGUUGAUGUUUAGUAUGUUUAAGGUCACUAUGUAUGCAGGUGCUGUGCCCAAGUGGCUUCGUCCUCUUAUUCCAAAACCCUGGAGAGAGUUCUGCAGAUCCUGGGAUGGACUCUUCAAAUUUAGUCAAAUCCAUGUUAACAACAAAUUGAAGGCUAUUCAGUCUCAGCUGGACCAAGGAAAACUAGUGAAUGGUGGGCUACUUACAUACCUCCUAGUGAGUAAGGACCUUUCUUUGGAAGAGAUCUAUGCCAAUAUGACUGAAAUGCUUCUGGCAGGAGUGGACACAACUUCUUUUACUUUGUCCUGGGCAACAUACUUGUUGGCAAAGCACCCAGAUGUUCAACAAUGUGUUUAUGAGGAAAUAGUCAACAAGCUGGGCAAAGAUCAAAUUCCUGUUGCUCACGAUGUCCAGAAAUUGCCUUUGGUUAGAGCUGUGCUGAAAGAAACAUUGCGGUUAUAUCCAGUAUUGCCAGGAAAUGGAAGAGUGACCCAAAAAGACUUGAUCAUUGGAGGAUACUUUAUACCUAAAGGGACGCAGCUGGCACUUUGUCAUUACACUACUUCAUACAGCGAAGAAUAUUUCUCAAUGGCGAAUGAGUUCCGACCCCAGCGCUGGCUGAGGAAAGAUAACUUGGACAGAGUAGACAACUUUGGUUCCAUCCCCUUUGGCUAUGGCAUUCGAAGCUGUAUAGGGAAAAGAAUUGCAGAGCUGGAAAUUCAUCUUGCACUGAUUCAGUUACUUCAGAAUUUUGAGAUCAAAAUUUCUCCAAAAACUGAACCAGUUCAUGCCAAAACCCAUGGACUUUUGAUUCCUGGAAGCUCCAUCAAUAUGAGAUUUUCUGACAGAAAGUGAGACUUGGAUAUUUUGGAAAUACUUAUGCAAUUUUCAUGGAAACAGACUUGCAUCUUAGGGAUGUCUAAACAUGCUUGUUGGCUGGUUUGUAGGUAUUUGGCAAAAUGAUGAAGUAUUAAGUUUUGCCUUAGUUGUAGCAGUAUGUAAGAGAAAUUAUCUCUCCUGUAAUAGUUAUUUACACAUAUGGAAAUAUAUGCUGAAAAAAUUCCUCCUUGCACCGGGAAUCUCCUUUUACCUGGAAAGACUUCUAGUAAUAACACAUGCAUUGAAAAAAAAAACCACAACAAACUCCAAACAACCAAACGUAAAUUCACAUGUUAAUGUCAUUGAAUGGUUUUGUUAUGCUGUUUUGUCAUUGAAAUCAACUACUCAGUGAGUCUAUUUGAGAGCAAGGGGAUUGCUAUAUAAUAUGUGAAAAUUAGCUGCAUUUGUAAGUUUGUGUUUUCCUGUUACCUGUCCUUCAGUGUUUUAUAAAAGGCUCGACAUAACAUUGAUGUUAUUCCCUGCCUCCUCCCACACCAGAAAAAGGGAGGGGGAGAGUGCCCUUUCGUUGUAGGUACACAAUACCCAGUAAUUGAUACUGGGGGAAAAUUCCACCUUCUCUUUUCAAACCUGUAACAGCAUGCACUAAAAAAUUACUGCAGUAAUAUGAAAAGUAAAGUUAGAAAAAAGUACAACUUAUAUCACUUUGUUUAGACGUGAAAUAGAGAACAUAUACAAAUUUACCCAAAUAUCAUCACCGUAAAAUGUUUCUAUACAGUUAAAAAAAUUAAAAUCUUAAAAAUAGAAGUUCAGAUGUCACAUUGGAGAGUUUGAAGCCAGGCAUUAUCCUCAUCACCAAAGCACAAGCCACUUUCACUGUUCUAGCUAAUAUGCCCAAACCAAAUGUAAAUAAUAAAAAUCAAGUAGUUGUUGCAUUUUUAUCAUUUAAUUAAAAUACUACUAUUAGCUAUCUUCACAGUUCUUUGACAGCAAGAACUGGAAACUUUAUAUUUUAACUUGCUGAACCCAUAGGCAAAUACAAAGUUACCUUCUGUAGGAUGAAAAUGUGACUACUGAAGUAUUUGGAGCUUUUUUUUUUUUUUACUAUCUAGUGUCUAAUACAAGGAGUGGACACCUGAAAGGUUUUGUGUGUUUGUUUUUGUUUGCUUGUUUGUUUUUAUUUUUCCUGUUACAACUAACAGAAAAUUGUCUCUUGCAUGAUACUUUAGAUAACUUCAGUAUCACUGCACUGAUCUUACAUUCUCAUUUGUGAGAGAAACCUUAUACCUUGGGUCCAUGCUAUGCCUUCAAUAACACUCAAACCUGCAUGUAGGAUAUGAUACAUACGUAAUUAUGUAUAAUUCACUGUUUACAUGUCAGGCUCUGGCUGUUGUUUGGGAGGUAGUUUACAUUCCAAUAAUCAUAAAUUUUUCAACUAUAAGCAAAGUUAGCAAAAGUUGUGCAACUUGGUUUUUAAAAUGACAACAUUUUUCUUUGCUCAUCCACCCAUAAGAAGUCACAGACAGGUUAGAAACUAAAUAACACACUGUACCUUUAAUGGUGUACAUGAAAUUCCACAGAGCCAACUACUACAGUCACACAUCCUUGUAGUAUUUUGAUUCCUUAUUGUAGUGCCUUUUCAAGGUCUUGACAAAAGAAACCCAAAAUGUCAUUUGUAUGGAUUUGGUAUAUAAAAUAACAACACUAAGCAAAAUUGAUCUGUUUUGUGAACGGUUUAAAUGCUUAUACAAUGACUUUAAAAUGUUAUUCCUGUAAUGAGUACAUAUACAUCCUGUAAGAAAAACAGGGAAUCUGUGAAGGGUAUAUUUCUUGAACAAGCUUGCCUUCUGAUGCUGUUUUUUCAGGUUAUUCCCUUUUUUCCUUUUCUUUCCCAUUGUUAUUUGCAAUUGUCCCCAUCUAAAAUCUAAUUAACAGAGCUGCAUUUUCCAGAACCAACUGACAUCCCAAAGGAGAUGUUUUGCAAAGGUCUGUUCAAAAGUCUGAGGAAAGAGUAUUUGACUCCAUAACUCUGCCUGGUUUUGUUGAUUUGGAGACCAAGAGCUCCUGCCUUGAAUCCAAAUUUGGAUUCCCUGUGGUGCCCUCCUUUUGCAUUGUCAUAGAAUCAUUAGAAACACCAGCCAUUGCUACGCUCCAGUACAUUUGCUGCUUGUAUCAGUGCCUUGGUAACACAUCACUGUAGAAGAUGGAAGAGGUAUUCUAAAAUGCUUUUUAAAACAUUUGUAUCUUUUCAUGAUAACAGAAAGCCUGUAAUUGUUCUAAUAGAGUAUCUACCCAUGUAAG
This is a messenger RNA of Myiozetetes cayanensis, 3999 nucleotides long. RefSeq names its product cytochrome P450 27C1. Bases 67 to 1716 code for a protein of 549 amino acids. Gene Ontology annotation, molecular function: iron ion binding; heme binding; monooxygenase activity. Gene Ontology annotation, biological process: cellular response to peptide hormone stimulus; glucocorticoid biosynthetic process; cortisol metabolic process. The record is from RefSeq and is a predicted model, not a curated record. Gene Ontology annotation, cellular component: mitochondrial inner membrane. The transcript is spliced from 9 exons. NCBI's taxonomy places the organism in Eukaryota, Metazoa, Chordata, Aves, Passeriformes, Tyrannidae.